This is a messenger RNA of Zea mays, 1474 nucleotides long. RefSeq names its product zea apetala homolog 1. The record is from RefSeq and is marked validated. Gene Ontology annotation, molecular function: RNA polymerase II transcription regulatory region sequence-specific DNA binding; protein dimerization activity; DNA-binding transcription factor activity. NCBI's taxonomy places the organism in Eukaryota, Viridiplantae, Streptophyta, Magnoliopsida, Poales, Poaceae. The coding region runs from base 240 to 1040 and encodes 266 amino acids. Gene Ontology annotation, cellular component: nucleus. Gene Ontology annotation, biological process: positive regulation of transcription by RNA polymerase II. The transcript has 8 exons.
GUUCGACAACAGCCUGGCCACCCACAAACACACACUCCUUCGCCUCGCGCCGGCCGUCGUCGCCUCCCUCCACCGAACGAUCCCUCCUCCUCCUCCUCCUCCUCCUCCUCGCAUCCCACCCCACCCCACCUUCUCCUUAAAGCUACCUGCCUACCCGGCGGUUGCCGCCGCCGCAAUCGAUCGACCGGAAGAGAAAGAGCAGCUAGCUAGCUAGCAGAUCGGAGCACGGCAACAAGGCGAUGGGGCGCGGCAAGGUACAGCUGAAGCGGAUAGAGAACAAGAUAAACCGGCAGGUGACCUUCUCCAAGCGCCGGAACGGCCUGCUCAAGAAGGCGCACGAGAUCUCCGUCCUCUGCGAUGCCGAGGUCGCCGUCAUCGUCUUCUCCCCCAAGGGCAAGCUCUACGAGUACGCCACCGACUCCCGCAUGGACAAAAUUCUUGAACGCUAUGAGCGAUAUUCCUAUGCUGAAAAGGCUCUUAUUUCAGCUGAAUCUGAAAGUGAGGGAAAUUGGUGCCACGAAUACAGGAAACUGAAGGCCAAAAUUGAGACCAUACAAAAAUGCCACAAGCACCUGAUGGGAGAGGAUCUAGAGUCUUUGAAUCCCAAAGAGCUCCAGCAACUAGAGCAGCAGCUGGAGAGCUCACUGAAGCACAUCAGAUCAAGGAAGAGCCACCUUAUGGCCGAGUCUAUUUCUGAGCUACAGAAGAAGGAGAGGUCACUGCAGGAGGAGAACAAGGCUCUGCAGAAGGAACUUGCGGAGAGGCAGAAGGCCGUCGCGAGCCGGCAGCAGCAGGUGCAGUGGGACCAGCAGACACAUGCCCAGGCCCAGACAAGCUCAUCAUCGUCCUCCUUCAUGAUGAGGCAGGAUCAGCAGGGAUUGCCGCCUCCACACAACAUCUGCUUCCCGCCGUUGACAAUGGGAGAUAGAGGUGAAGAGCUGGCUGCGGCGGCGCAGCAGCAGCCACUGCCGGGGCAGGCGCAACCGCAGCUCCGCAUCGCAGGUCUGCCACCAUGGAUGCUGAGCCACCUCAAUGCAUAAGGAGAGGGUCGAUGGAUCAUGACGUACGCGUACCAUAUGGUUGCUGUGCCUGCCCCCAUCGAUCGCGAGCAAUGGCACGCUCAUGCAAGUGAUCAUUGCUCCCUGUUGGUUAAACCCUAGCCUAUGUUCAUGGCGUCAGCAACUAAGCUAAACUAUUGUUAUGUUUGCAAGAAAGGGUAAACCCGCUAGCUGUGUAAUCUUGUCCAGCUACCAUGUAUGCUUGUUACUGCCCAGUUACCCUUGAAAUCUAGGGGCGCUUUUGGUGAGAGGGUGCAGUUUACUUUAAACAUGGUUCGUGACUUGCUGUAAAUAGUAGUAUUAAUCGAUUUGGGCAUCUAGUAAGUAAAUUAAGGGUGUGUUUGAUUUGGCUUUUACUCUCUAAAAGUUAAAAGCUAAAUUAAAGAGCUGGAUCUAGAAAAUAGACUUUUCUAAAA